ACAGCACCCACUGCCGUCUCCGCGGGGCGGUGGGUUGCGGGGGAGGCGUUUCCCAAGGCGAGGAAGUUAUUAGGCAGCACCCGGUAAUAGCAUGUAUAAUAGCAGUAAUACAGCCUAUAUGUUAUUGGGUGGCACCCGUCAAUAGCAUAUAUAGUAGCAAUAACAACUGGGCAUCCACUGAGUUUUGACAAGGCCGUUGCCUCUCCCUUCAGAGGAGGUUGUUUGUCAAGGGACAAGAAAUUAGUCAACAUGCAGUAAAUUGGAAGAAAUGGAAGAAAGGAAAAUCAAGAGGAGGAGCCCCAAAUCAUCUACCAGUCACCCUGCUCAGGUUGCAAACUCUAAGAAAAGCUCAGUGCCAGUCAGUAAAAGUACAGCAUUUUCAAAUCCCGCACCACAGCCUGCGGUACAAAAACCAAAGUUAAAACGUGUAAUAAAAGAGAAAGCAAAACCUCCAGGAGGUGAAGCAAAAGGGGCACAGGCAGCACCCAUCCAGCAUUCUUUUCUCACAGAUGUAUCGGAUGUCCAGGAAAUGGAAAGGGGACUUCUGAGUCUCCUGAAUGACUUCCAUUCUGGCAAACUUCAAGCAUUUGGAAAUGAAUGUUCCAUAGAGCAGAUGGAGCAUGUGCGGAGUAUGCAGGAGAAACUUGCUCGCCUCAAUCUGGAGCUCUAUGGGGAGCUGGAAGAACUCCCUGAAGAUAAAAGAAAACUAGCCAGCGACUCCAACCUGGAUAGGCUGCUAUCAGAUCUAGAAGAACUGAAUUCAUCUAUCCAAAAAUUGCAUUUAGCAGAUGCUCAAGAUAUUCCAAAUGGUGCCACAGGCUGAAAGAACAGCUUUAUCAACUUGGAUUCUUUCAGAAGCUUUUCUUUUGUUUUUCCUGACAGUGGAAUCUGGAACAGUUGUUGGUUGGGUUGUUUUUUUAAUUUUACACAAUGAAGAAUCAAAGUGCAAAUCCAAGUGUUUAUUUUUGCACAUUCCUCUGAGUGCUGCAUUAUGUCAGGACUCAGCCUCUAGAGUUUUAAGUAGGUUAUUGUGGCACUAUGCUUUUUAUCAUUGCCUUAUUUAAUAGAAAAAUUGGGGAAACGUGGAAGUACAUUUUUUCUGCUGUGUUGUUCAUAUGGUUGAAAAUGAUAUAUGUAUAUGAAGUUCAUUAGCAUUUCUCCAAUUUUUUUGAAGGUAGCGAUGGUGUUGCCUGUCUGAUCAGUAUGUAGACAAUCUGCACACUGUAUCUUAAGUGUUUUGUUGAUCAGUGAUGCCACAGAUUAAUUUAUUAACAAUAAAGUAAAACAUUUUAAAUAUGACGUUUCCUUUAAAGAAGUUGCUAUCUGUUCAGCUGUGUUAAGAAGACACAAGUUCUUGCAUGGUCUGAAUGUUUGCAGAGUUUACUUUUUUUCAUUACUGUGAAUAAUCGUGUCACUAAAUUAGAACUAUCAUACCUGCUAGCACUCCCCAUAAUUUAAGUAUUGUGAAAUUCCAAAAUUGAGUAAACAGUUAUUGUUCAAUAAAUCCAAAUAUGCAAUUU
Chroicocephalus ridibundus (black-headed gull) is the source of this 1520-nucleotide messenger RNA. RefSeq names its product coiled-coil domain containing 28A (gene CCDC28A). Bases 269 to 823 code for a protein of 184 amino acids. The transcript is spliced from 6 exons. Lineage: Eukaryota; Metazoa; Chordata; Aves; Charadriiformes; Laridae. The record is from RefSeq and is a predicted model, not a curated record.